Spirometra erinaceieuropaei is the source of this 534-nucleotide messenger RNA. The record is from the annotation of a GenBank genome assembly. NCBI's taxonomy places the organism in Eukaryota, Metazoa, Platyhelminthes, Cestoda, Diphyllobothriidea, Diphyllobothriidae.
AUGAUCCGGGCACUCCUCCAAGACUACCACCUUCGGCUGCGUAAAUACAACGGGGUUUUACGCCAAGAGGUCACAAAGUGCACUGACGUCAUCGGCGAAGACGGCGUCACGCUACUUCAGCAGGAGAUCGAUAGACGGGCCAGAGAACUACGGGCAAAAAGAGAUGUUGAGCUGGCUGCUAAGGUUCGAAGUAUAAGCCACUCAUCUCCGGAAGAAAACGAAAUCCUUGUUCACAAUAUGUCCUCCAAACAGCUGACUCCUGCACAGCUGAAAGUGCUGAGUCAUGAAGCUUGCUUCAACACCACAGACGCUGAUCCGGUCAAUCUCAUUGCCACGGUCGAAUCGAUCCUCAAACAAACCGGAGAAUCGGACGAGACUGCGCAUCUCAUUCGGCAACAGGUCACCUCCUUGGUGAUGGCGCACAAACCGCGAGCGAUCAUCACCAGAGCGGAGCAGAGCGCUCUCAGGGCACUCAGGAAUGACACUAGCAUUGUAAUACUACCGGCAGACAAAGGACGUUCGACAGCUGGAUAA